AUGGAUGAUAAAUAUCUUCCAAACGUUGAGCAACCGUGGCCAUGGAACUCUUCAAAUCGACCACAUCAUCCUUCGGUACGGGGUUACCCUAGAUUGCAUGGCCAUGCCACCACCGGCGAGGAAGCCAAACUCUUAGCUAGCCCCACACUUGUUACUCCCCAAUAG
Molecule: messenger RNA, 165 nt
Organism: Dovyalis caffra
Lineage: Eukaryota; Viridiplantae; Streptophyta; Magnoliopsida; Malpighiales; Salicaceae
Source: the annotation of a GenBank genome assembly